Spinacia oleracea (spinach) is the source of this 2020-nucleotide messenger RNA. Its product is annotated as transcription factor MYB86. The coding region runs from base 200 to 1237 and encodes 345 amino acids. The record is from RefSeq and is a predicted model, not a curated record. The transcript has 3 exons. NCBI's taxonomy places the organism in Eukaryota, Viridiplantae, Streptophyta, Magnoliopsida, Caryophyllales, Amaranthaceae.
UUUGAUCUCUUGCUAACUCAUUAUCGUACGAGUAACUAAACUAAGCUAAGCUAAGCUAAGCUAGCCUAGCUCAUCACUUCUUCUUCUUUCCAUCAAAUAUUUUCUACACAUAAAAGGAAAUUAAACACUUCAUUUCUAUUUAUUAUUAUUCAUUCAUAAUUCAAAAAAUAUAUAUUUUUUUUACAAAAAAAAAAAAAGUAUGGUGCGCCAUUCUUGUUGUACAAAACCAAAGUUGAAGAAAGGGUUAUGGUCUCCUGAAGAAGAUGAGAAGCUCUUUAAUCACAUUACUCGUUUCGGCGUCGGUUGCUGGAGUUCUGUCCCUAAGCUUGCUGGUUUGCAAAGGUGUGGAAAGAGUUGUAGGUUGAGAUGGAUUAAUUACUUAAGACCAGAUCUUAAGAGAGGAGUGUUCUCUAAGGAAGAAGAAGAUCUUAUUGUUAGUCUUCACCAAAUUCUAGGAAAUAGGUGGGCACAAAUAGCAUCACAAUUACCAGGAAGAACAGAUAAUGAGAUAAAAAACUUCUGGAAUUCAUGUCUGAAAAAGAAGCUGAUGAAACAAGGGAUUAACCCACAAACACAUGAACCUCUGUUAACUAAACUGCAGCCUAAUAAUAACAUCAACAUCAUCUGCAACAAUGGCUUUAAAACCGCAGCUGAAACCCAGAAUGUAUUGCGAGCUGUCAAAAUGGAACAACCACCAUUUCCUCUCAGCAACACUGCAGAGUUAACAACAAACACAAGUUCAUUCUCAUCCUCAUUGAGUUCCCACCAAUUCAGUUUAAUACAGCCUGUUUUUACUGGGUUGUCGUCGUCUCAGAGUUAUCUGAGUCUGCUUAAACCGAUGAUGGAGUCGUCGCAGUCUCAGUUACAGUCGCAGCAGUAUUUUCUGCAGCAGAGUUGUUUUACUGAUAAUAAUUUCGAGAGCCAGAAUUUGGGGUCAGAUUCUGUGAUAUUCAGUGAAGGGAAAGAGUGUUCGAGUAGCAGUUCGAAUAAUACUAGUAAUAAUAAUAUGAUGGUUAAUUCUAAUAAUAAUAAUGGAAGAUUUUCCUGGGAAAGUUGCAGUACAGAUCAUCAUCAACAGCAGAACAAGUUUGAUCAGUCUGAAAUUUUCCAGUUUCCUGUUAAUUUUGGAGGGAUGAUUAAAAUGGAAGCUGAUCAAACAAGUCCAUGGGAGGAAGAUCAAGAUUUAGUAACUGCAGCAGCAGGAAACCUUGAUUAUUUCUUACAACACAUUUCUUGAAUGAGAAACUUAUUAUUGUUAUUAAAGUCAUUAAGUGUGUGUUGACUGAUAGACGACUCUGAGGGAUAGCUCAGUUGGUUAGAGCUUCUAUCCCGGUUUCAAGUGAUCAUGGGGUCAAUUCUCAUCACCGCCCUUGUGGCUAGCUCAUUCGCAUAAAAAAAAAACCGGAUAGGCGACUCUUUUUCGUUCGUCCUGUUACACUGUACGGAGUAUAUGAUCCGCUUUCCAAUGGGUUGCCCCAUUUUGGCUCAACGGGUCAUACCCUUGUCAACUUUACGGGGCUUAACCUUUUAUGUCUGAUUAAUUGGUUUUGGGAUGAAACCACGUGCUAUUCAGCUUGGCAGCAUAUAGGUUGAAAAGGUAUCAAACAAGUACACCAAAAGUAGCUGAAAGAGCAUAUACAUUGCUCAUUGAAAAGUUAAAGAUGAGAAGAAAAAAAUGUGAGUUGAAGAAUUUUUUUGUUUUAAUGAUUGAUCAUUUUAAUUUGUUAUUCUUUCUUUGUCAAUUUUUUUUUUGGGGUGUGAUUUUGACAAAUUAAUUAUUAGGGGGUGCAAAAUUCUUAGUCAAGGUGGUUUUGUGAUUGAUUUAGUUUCUGCAAUUUAUUCAGUGAGAAAAAUGGUGAAUAGAAUAGUGUUAUGAUGUUAUUGAAUGUACAAAGUUUUAAAUUGAGGGAAACUAAUUUUGUGGUCCAUAUAAAAUAAUUAUUUGAUUUCCAAAAAAAUGUACGUGUAACAACUUAAUAUUUUAAAUUGAAUGUACCAAGCCAUUAUUGUGGUCCAUGUA